CAGAAUAUCAAAGUAAUCCGUCGAUUCUCGAAAUCAGACCACAAAGUUGAUUGUCCGAUUUGAUGAGCUUCGGAUAAGUAGACAGAAAAGUACUCUUGCUUCAGAUUUGUUCCUCCACUUAUCUCCUCAUUCGCAGAUUGUCUCGUUCGACAGCAAUCACUUUCCAAAGGGCUUAUCCCCCCCAGCCAUCAUGGGAAAAGUUGUCGCGGCUGUUGGCAUGUCCCAUGCCCCUGGAGCACUCGCAUUUCCAGAAACAUGUCCUGAAAACAUCCGAACAAAGCUGGAAGAUGCAUCUUUAGAGCUCGGGAAGAGCUUGGCAGCGGGUGAGCCGGACGUCAUCUUCGCCUUCCUCGACGAUCAUUACGAAAAUUUCUUUAUCGGAAAAAAUAUGCCCUCGAUAGCCAUUGGAGUGGCAGACUCGCACGUUGGACCUGCGGACCAGUGGAUGGAGACGCUGCGCAUCAAAGAGAAGACGAUUUUUCCUGGAGCGCCCAAAAUUGCUGAGCAUGUUCUAUCGUCUUUGGUCGAGAAUGGCUUUGAUGUCUCAAGAGCGGGGUCGACAGAGUAUGGAAACAAUCUACUCAUGCCGUGGGUUUUGAUGAAGCCUGGAAUAAAAUGUCCCAUUAUUCCUGUCUACAUCAAUGUCUUUACACCACCUCUUAUCCCAUACAAGAGGGCAUAUGCUCUUGGCGAAGCGAUUGCCAACGCGGUUGAGACUUUACCAGAUUCUACCAAAGUCGCAUACUUGUGCACUGGAGGUCUUUCACAUUGGCCUCCUUAUUGGAACGAAUUCCAAGCAUCUCCAGAUGACAAGUUCAUGCAACGAAUGAAGCGGUACCAGACAGAAGGAAAGGAAUACCUCAAGACCGAUCCAAGACUGUUCAUCGAGUUCGAUGACUACGAGGUCGAGAUGGCGAAGAAGAACGAGUAUCCUCUUAACAACCAUCACCCACUUGUGAACGAGAAGUGGGAUCGAAUGUUCAUGGACAAAUUCUGUGCUGGUGAUAGUUCGUACAUGAAAGGUCUGACGUACAGAGAGGUUGAAGAUGAAGCAGGUCAUGGUGGUCAUGAGGUGUUGAAUUGGGUAGCUAUGCUGGGAGCAAUGAAAGGGCAGAAAUCUAGACUUCUUGUUUAUGAACCGGUCAUUGAAUGGAUUUGUGGCAUGACAUAUGUAGACUUUGAUGUCACUAAGCGUUGA
Mollisia scopiformis is the source of this 1198-nucleotide messenger RNA. Its product is annotated as putative dioxygenase. Lineage: Eukaryota; Fungi; Ascomycota; Leotiomycetes; Helotiales; Mollisiaceae. The transcript has 2 exons. The coding region runs from base 191 to 1198 and encodes 335 amino acids. The record is from RefSeq and is a predicted model, not a curated record. Gene Ontology annotation, molecular function: ferrous iron binding; oxidoreductase activity.